AUGCGAGAAGCCAAAUCGAAUAUCUGUGCAGCGGCCGCCGGCGGAGAGGGGAAGAGCCGAGAAGGAGCAUGGAGGGCAUGGAGGGGACAGAGGGACUGCUGCGGUCUGUGGGGAGCUGCCCAGCCGCAUGGGGGAGCCGCCCCUGGCUACGGGUGGCCUGAAAUGUCUGGCCGUGCGGGAGUGCGCCGCUGCUCCGACUGCCCGCGGGGGAGCGCCGCCGCCCCGGCCGCGCGGGGGAGCGUCCCCGCCCCGACCGCGGGGGGUGGCUCCGCCGGCCGUUGCUCCGGCGGCUCGUGGGGGAGCGCUGCGGCCCCGUUUGCACGGGAGUGCGCUGCCGGCCCCUGCUCCGACGGCCCGCGGGGGAGCGCCGCCGCCCCGGGCGUGCGGGAGUGCGCCGCCGGCCCGUGCUUCGGCGGCCCGAGGGGAGCGCCGCCGUCCCGACCGCGCGGGGUGGCUCCGGUGGCUGCGGGAGUGCGCUGCCGACCUAUGGGGUGGCUUCUCGAACGUGCGGGAAGGAGGUGA
Panicum virgatum (switchgrass) is the source of this 522-nucleotide messenger RNA. RefSeq names its product collagen alpha-1(I) chain-like. NCBI's taxonomy places the organism in Eukaryota, Viridiplantae, Streptophyta, Magnoliopsida, Poales, Poaceae. Bases 1 to 522 code for a protein of 173 amino acids. The record is from RefSeq and is a predicted model, not a curated record. The transcript has a single exon.